AACGUGGAUUCAUAGAGAGAAGCUGCAGGCCAAGGAAGGAAGAGGGAAGUGAAAUCUGGAGUGGAGAAGGCAGGCUGUGCAAGAAGGACACAUUUCCCUCUCUGAUCUGCAAGUUCUAUGAAGAGAGUUUUCAGGUGGGAGAGACAGGAAGUCUGUACCGAGUCCUGAGCAGCAGCAUUGCAGAAUCAGACAUCAAGCGCAGCCCUGAGCUCCUGAGGUCCUCUCUGGGAGAUGCUGCUCCUGCCACUUGUGUUGCUAGCUGUGCUCUUCCCAGCUGGGGACAAUCAGGAUGCCUUCCAGGAUCCAAUCCGUCUGCACUGCAUUCAGAUCUCAUCAUUUGCCAACAGCACGUGGGCACAAACUCAAUUUUCAAGCUGGCUGAAUGAUUUGCAGAUUCAUGGCUGGGACCGUGAGUCAGCCACUCCCAUAUUUCUGAAGCCUUGGUCCAAGGGGAAUUUCACUGAUGCUGAAGUGACAGAGCUGUUGGAGCUAAUCCGAGUGUACUACUACGGAUUCAUUGAUGAAGUGCAAAAACAUGCCAGUGAUUUCCAGUUGCAAUAUCCCUUUGAGAUCCAGGGCACAGCAGGCUGUGAGCUGCAUUCUGGGGGAGCCAUCCUAAGCUUCCUGACAGGAGCAUUAGGAAAACAGGAUUUACUGUAUAUCAAGAAUCACUCCUGUGUACCUGCACCAGAAGGUGGCAGAAGAGCUCAGAAGUUCUGCACAUUCAUUGACCAGUACAAAGGUAUCUCGGAAAUCGUGGACACUCUCCUCUAUAAAACCUGCCCCGGAUAUCUCUUGAGCCUUCUUGAAGCGGGAAAGGAGGAUCUGGAGAAGCAAGUGAAGCCUGAAGCCUGGCUGUCCAGUGGCCCCAGUGCUGGGCCUGGCCAUCUGCGGCUGGUGUGUCAUGUCUCUGGCUUCUACCCAAAGCCUGUGUGGGUGAUGUGGAUGCGAGGUGAGCAGGAGCAGCUGGACACCCAGAGAGAUGACUUCCUGCCCUAUGCUGAUGGGACGUGGUAUCUGCGAGCAACCCUGGAUGUGAAAGCUGAGGAGGCGAAGGGCCUGAGCUGCCAUGUGAAGCACAGCAGUCUAGGGGGACGGGCCAUCGUCCUCUACUGGGGGUACUCUGUCUCUGUUGGUUUAAUCAUUGCUGCAGUAAUAGUGCCUUGCUUGAUCCUUUUGCUGUGCCUUGCACUGUGGUUUUGGAAGCGCUGGUCAUAUGAUGGUAUUCCAUGAGCUCCCAACCUUUCUUCCCUCUCAUUUGGAAUAAGUACCAAGACACUGAGAAACCUGUGGACUCAAGAGACAGUUUUGUUAUGUCAAUAAUUAUUGUUUUGGCAGGAAAUCAUGAGCUUCAUAUCAUUUUUUCAGUUAAUAUGUGUUACAAUGACUGAUUGCUCAUAUGGCAAAACAAAACUCUAUGGUUUCAUCUUUCCUACUUGUUGAGAAUGUAUGCAUUUGGAUUUAGUUUGAGAAUAUUUGGUUCUAGUUUUUCAUCUACCUGUAUUUGUUUCUAGCUUUAUUCUUGUUAGGUAUUGGUAUGAAUGAGUUUUUGACUUCAUAAGA
Dipodomys ordii (Ord's kangaroo rat) is the source of this 1563-nucleotide messenger RNA. RefSeq names its product T-cell surface glycoprotein CD1b-like. Gene Ontology annotation, biological process: antigen processing and presentation, endogenous lipid antigen via MHC class Ib; immune response; antigen processing and presentation, exogenous lipid antigen via MHC class Ib. Lineage: Eukaryota; Metazoa; Chordata; Mammalia; Rodentia; Heteromyidae. The transcript has 6 exons. The record is from RefSeq and is a predicted model, not a curated record. Gene Ontology annotation, molecular function: endogenous lipid antigen binding; exogenous lipid antigen binding; lipopeptide binding. Gene Ontology annotation, cellular component: external side of plasma membrane. Bases 232 to 1233 code for a protein of 333 amino acids.